Messenger RNA from Strongylocentrotus purpuratus (purple sea urchin), 1589 nucleotides. Its product is annotated as carbohydrate sulfotransferase 14. The record is from RefSeq and is a predicted model, not a curated record. Gene Ontology annotation, biological process: carbohydrate biosynthetic process. NCBI's taxonomy places the organism in Eukaryota, Metazoa, Echinodermata, Echinoidea, Camarodonta, Strongylocentrotidae. Gene Ontology annotation, molecular function: sulfotransferase activity. Gene Ontology annotation, cellular component: membrane. Bases 464 to 1558 code for a protein of 364 amino acids. The transcript is spliced from 3 exons.
GGUCGCAAGUUCGCAACUAUUUUCGAAAAAUCAACUUACAGCUAUUUCAAUACCCUAUUGUAUGUCCGAUAUAAAUGGUGUUCGGAUUAUGUAAUAUGCCAUUGUCAUGUUCGCAUUUUUCAAUGAGUGACGCACAAGGCAACAGUUACUAUCGUGAAAGUUAAGUUCAAGUUCAACAAGAUAAUACAAACUGAGAGGACUUUUGAUCAAUAAUGACGAUGAUAACGACGUUGAUGAUGACGUUAUCGUAGCAAAGAUUAUGUCCAUUUACCUGGCAGGAAUUAAUUCCUUGAAACGCUAGAGCGCGGUAAUGGCAGCACACAGCUAAAGCCAGGGUAAUAAUUUCCAAAUUUGUGAAGGCGCCUUGAGUAUCCAAUUGGGUGGAUACGUGCGCAUUAGUGUUUCUUUUAUUAUUAUUAUUAUACUGAAUUUCCUUUUCUUUUUUUCUCUGAUCAGGCUUACGAUGUUGGAUGGAUGCAAAUUACCUACUUCGGCGGGCGGCACCCUGAUAAUUGCACUCUUAUGUGCAUUCUGCAUGGCUAUAAUCUUAACAUCUCAAAGUACACUGAAUGUUUUACCAGGUAAUGUCUUUAAGCCGAGUACAGAGAUACGUUCCAGCGUGAAGAAAAACAUCGUCUUCAAUCCACCCGAGCCGAGGUCGUUUGAGGAAGCCAUCGAUUACGCAAACAUGAUGGUCGAACAGAAACGACGACGGGCACUAAUCGAAGAGGCAUGCACAGCUGCUAAUAUGUCCCGCCAAAUCGAUCUAGACCAUAAAGGCAGUGUCUUUAAGAGCGUGGGGCAUCUUCUGGUUGAUGACAAGUAUAAGGUCCUCUUCGGUUUCAUUCCAAAGGUCGGAUGUACCACGUGGAAGGGUAUCAUUGGAAAGCUACAUAGGAAACAUAAAAACGAUUUAGCAAAAAUAAGCACUUUGAGGAAUUUCGGCGACAAUCAUACUGAAAUUUACUACCGCCUACAGAAUUACAGGAAAGUCUUAUUUGUUCGAGAGCCAAUUACCCGAAUGUUGUCUGGCUACCUUAGUAAGUUAAGGAAUUUAAAAAAUCUCCAGAGGACUUGGGAACAAUUUAUCGGAAAAUCAAUCGUGAAAAGGUACCGAGGAUAUAACCAUGUAGAAAGAUAUGAAGAUGAAAUAAUCAAACCGUGGAUGAAUAUCACCUUGUCAGAAUACAUUCAAUAUAUUACGGACAUCGGAAGCAAUAUCCACAUGGGUGAACUCAAUGACCAUUGGCUUCCUCUUCACGUGGUGUCAAACCCUUGUCAAAUCCACUAUGACUUUAUCGGUCACUAUGAGAACAUGGCAGUCGAAGGACCCUUUGUUCUCAGGUGGCUUGGGGUAAAUAACCUGAUAUCAUUCCCCCCAGUGCAUGAGUCACACGCUUCUAACGCACUGAUCAGAGAAUAUUCAGAAAUAUCCCUCAGUUUUCUUAAAAGAAUAUCGACAUACUAUUCGUUUGAUUACAAAGCAUUCGGAUAUCAUAUCAAUGAAACACUAUCGAUUUUGAUGAAAGGUAUAUUCGAUGAGAAAGAAGAUGACUAGUACAUGGAUCCUAAAUAAAAAAUAAAAAUCA